Messenger RNA from Biomphalaria glabrata, 2872 nucleotides. RefSeq lists its product as uncharacterized. Lineage: Eukaryota; Metazoa; Mollusca; Gastropoda; Planorbidae. The coding region runs from base 86 to 1312 and encodes 408 amino acids. The record is from RefSeq and is a predicted model, not a curated record. The transcript is spliced from 6 exons.
UGCUGUGUGAAGCUCAGGAGUAGAUCUAGAUCAAGUGUCUGAGAAAAAUUAUCAACUUUUUUUACUUGUGUGUGUUUAAAAUAAAAUGUCAUUAGAUAAACUGGUUAAGAGUCUUAGAUCAUACAAGCUUUUCUUCUUAUUAUGUUUAAGUGGAGCUUUUGUAUUCGUAUUUGUGAAUUAUGUGACGUGGUAUUGGUCGAUUCCUAGUGAGUUCAAUGAUUCUGGGGAUACACCGUUUUACGUUCCGGGAGAGUUCAAGUCUUGCCCAAACGUUUUAGAUAGAAUGGUGACCGGACAUUGGUCAGUCAGGAAUUAUUCUAUGAAGGAGCUAGAAGAAGUAGAGAAUGGAUUAAAACGACUGAGACAAUUUUAUAAAUUACCCGAGACUUUACAGAGGGCGGAUGGAAAAUGUGGAUCGGUAACAUACGAGGGAUUGUAUUGGUUUAGAGCUUUAUGUAACCCUAAAGGUCCGACACCGUGUUGCUAUAACAACGUAUGUGCCAAUAAAACUGUACAAGAGUGCCAGUGUCCACAGUGUUAUGACUUCAGGACAAAACUUCACGCCGAGUUAGCAGAUUGGAUACCAGAAGACCCGACAUGUAAGAUGUUAAAAUUUGCGAAGGAGGAGGAUAUUUGUUCAGCUCUACAAAAUGCUACCAUUUAUUUGGUCGGGGACUCCUUCAUGAGACACUUGUGUAUAUCUGUUUUAAAUUUAAUCUAUCAGAACGAAACAGAUAAAGUCUACAGAGAGAAUGCCGGGGAAGCUGAGAAAAAAAAAUGUGACAUCCACUACAGAUUUGUGGCAGAGUGUAGUGGCUAUCUGCACAGUGACCUACUCACAUGUGGAAACACUACCAGAAUUCACUGCCAAGAGUUAUGGCGAGCUGACAUGGUCAACGACGUGGUCAAACUGUUUCGGCAACUCCGGGGACAAAAUAACUCCUGGUUUAUCUUUGGAAUAGGAGCACAUGACAGCUUUAAUACAGACUACGUCCAGAAGAAGAUGAUCGAUCCACUGCUCGCCGAGUUGGCUCAAUCUGAUUGGCCAAAACUGGUAUGGUACGAGCCUCAUUCUGACGGACUGAUGAAGUCGCCAAACGUACCCGCCCAGCUGGGUCCCAAUCGCAUCAUUUAUAAUAACAAGGUCAAGGACUAUAUGGACCAACACAACGUGUCCGUCUUGCGAUUUUUUAACCUGACACGUCCAGUGGUCAGUUAUGACGGAUCCCAUUACGGCAAAGGCGUGAACGACGUCAAACUACAGAUUAUAUUAAAUUAUUUAUUGGAAGAAAGAAGCAGGGCCAGCCAUUAAUAGAAUUGCAUUAGUUAUAUGUUCUAUGUUCUAGAUGCUUUUGAAAGUGUGUGAGUUGAUGUGCUUGGGAAUGUCUGACAUGGUGCCAACUUUUAGUUGGGUCUUCUUGCCAAUCCUCGUGGUGCGUUCAUUGUUCAUGGAGUGGAGAAAUGGAAAAAAAAAAGAUGAAGGGGGAAAAGACCAAGUCGAGACUUUUUAUAAUGAACUUAUUUAUUGUAUUUAUUACUAGCAUUGUGUGAACAUUUUUGUUUCAAUUGAAGAUGUUGUGGUAUUUAUGUGUCUACCGAAAAGAAACAGAGAGAUUAAGAGAGAGGGAGAGAGGGAGAGAGUGAUAUAUAUAUAUAUAGAGAGAGAGAAAGAGUGAGAGAGAGCGGAAGAAAAAGACGGCUAAUGAGAGGGAGGAAAGUGAAAGAAAGAGAGAGAAAAAAAUGCGAUUGAGAAGAGAGAAGGUGAACGAGAGAGAGAGAGAGAGAGUGAAAGUGAUUGGAAAGAAGUCUUAAAGUUAUACAAAAAAAAAAACAAAAAAAAAAACAACUAAAACAGUAGUAUCAUUUAAAAAAAAACAAUCAGUCAUUCUGUUGUAACAUCUGAAGUGUGAUUUGUUCAAGAUGUUAACGAUUUGCAAUCAAGAGAGAGCCAAAUAAGACAGAGUCUCUAGUCUAAGAGAUGCCGCCUUAGGCCUAGUUGUAAAGCAUUGCUGUCUUUAAGACCAUUGAUUUGGCCCGAUCGUUACAAAAUAUUUAUUUAAUCUUUUGACAAGAAAGCUCAGAACGAGUGCAGAUGUUCUUUCCCUGCAGGGUUUGUAAUGGCUUUUGUUAUAGUCUAUUUACUUGACUAAAUCAAUACUGACACAGAAGCUGUCCACCUUUAAGAGCGUAAUGUCACUGCUUAGUGCCUAUACUAUUAUGUUAACAAGAAAGACUGCUAUUAACAGUUUUCUAAAAAAUUCUGAUUAUUUUAAUCUAGAUCUCAGCAUUAGCCUUUGAGUACUAGGUCAAAUUAGGUCAAAGUCAAUCAAUACUGAUCAAUAUACAAUUCAAACAGUAGUUAAAAUACACACAAUGCUCUCUCUACUCCUGCUCAAAGCACCAUCACCUUUCCAAAAGCUCUACUUGUUGCUAGUCUUGGAUGACUUGAAGAAAACGACACGUGAUCAAUAUUUUAUUUAGCAAAAGCUACAAGUGAGGGAUUUCUAAAUCGAUUCUUUGCUGAAUUAAAGGUUGUUUCAACAUAUCUUCAUUGAAAAUAUUUUUUUACAAUAGAAACAAAGUACAUCUUGAUAACCUAAUUAGGCGUUUUCCUACAAAUGAGAAAUUGUGAUAGCUUUGAUUUUUUCCCAUUGAUUCUUCAUUUCCGGACGAAACUAUUUGCUUUUCUAUGUUUGUUUAAGCCACUCAAUAAUUCAACCCAAGUACGAGUAGAUUUGAUCAAUGGUUCCUAAGAAACGUAUACAAUCUAUUUUGAAUGUUAGCGUAGGCUUACACCAUUGUUUCUCAAACUUCUUCCUGUGAUGACUCCCUUAAAAAUAAAUUGGUUCGUUACCGCUCCUUUAAGCAGUUA